Theileria equi strain WA is the source of this 1506-nucleotide messenger RNA. RefSeq names its product pescadillo N-terminus domain-containing protein. The transcript has 8 exons. The record is from RefSeq and is a predicted model, not a curated record. NCBI's taxonomy places the organism in Eukaryota, Apicomplexa, Aconoidasida, Piroplasmida, Theileriidae. Gene Ontology annotation, molecular function: RNA binding. The coding region runs from base 1 to 1506 and encodes 501 amino acids. Gene Ontology annotation, biological process: maturation of LSU-rRNA from tricistronic rRNA transcript (SSU-rRNA, 5.8S rRNA, LSU-rRNA); ribosome biogenesis. Gene Ontology annotation, cellular component: PeBoW complex; nucleolus.
AUGUCUUAUCAGGUUAAAGAUUUCUUCCACGCCAGACACGACGAGAAUCCACCCGCUGAGUUUAUAAUUUGCUCAUUACAAACUUUAAUUUCUAGUUUUUCAUUGAGCGACAUGACCGUGAAGAAGAAGGCUAAUCAGGAAGGUCCAACGAAAAAUUUUGUGACUAGGACCCAGGCCCUCAAAAAAUUGCAGGUUUCCCUGAAAGAUUUUCAACGUCUAUGUAUAUUAAAAGGCGUAUAUCCCAGAGAUGUGGCCAGAGGAGGUACAUUGACCAGUAAAGGUAUCAAUAGGCGCAAACUAAAGAAAGACAAGAUAUAUUAUCACAUAAAUGAUAUCAGAAACCUCGCAAGCGGCGACCUGUUAUCAAAAUUUAGAGAUAUAAGUUCGCAUUUGAAGCGUUUUAAGAGAUUAGUUGCUAGAGAUGAAUUAUAUGAUGCCAAACUGAAGCUGAAAAACAAGCCAAAGUAUUCUUUGACCGCCAUUGUUAAACAGAGGUGUCCUUCUCUCAUUUCUGCUGUAUCUGAUCUUGACGAUGCUAUUUCUACUAUCGCAGCUGUUUCGGCGUUACCUGGUGACCACAAAAGGGACCUGAACUUAUCGAUGAUUUCAAAAUGCAGUACUCAAUUGAACUACUUUCUAAAGUAUGUCAGUGACACGGGAUCUCUAACUAAGACCUUUAUCUCAAUUAAGGGUUUCUAUUUUCAAGCUCUCAUUCUGGAGAGACCAGUGACAUGGAUUAUUCCACAUGCAUUCUCACAGAGCCUACCACAUGAAGUUGAUUUCAAGGUAAUAAUGACGUUUGUGGAGUAUUAUCUUGAAUUGCUAAGACUGGUGAACUACAAACUCUAUCUAAUGGCUGGUAUGGAGUAUCCACCCAAAAUUAAAAAGGGCUCUGAAAAUCUUCCUGAAGAUUUUUAUAACUUUGAACCAAGUAAUGCAGUCAGAACUUCGCAGGGUCUUUUCCAUGGUUUGAAAUUUUACGUUGCACGCGAAGUUCCACUUUGUCCCACCUCCUUGAUCAUUCUAAGUUGUGGAGGUGAACUGGUGGAGAAUCCCAAGGAUGCGACACAUAUCAUAUUGGAUAGGCCAUUGGGAGAGAGGGAGUUUUCUUGUGAAUAUGUCCAGCCACAAUACAUUUUUGAUUCCUUAAAUUGCAAUGUUUUGUUGCCAGUUGGUGAAUAUGCUCCUGGAGUCACUCUUCCUCAUCAUUUAUCGCCAUUUUCGACUGAUGACGGCUAUGUUCCAGACCGCAGGAAGGAGUUGGAUAUGUUUAUCAAGCAGGAGGCUGAGAAUCUUCUCCAUUCAGAUGACGAAUCUUUGAAGGAGCAGCAAUUGAAGUAUUUGGACGAACUGAAGCAAGAAUUGAAUCCUGAACUGAGAGAAAUGCAAAAGUCGCUGAUACCAAAGAAACACAGGCGCCUGCUUUCCAAAAUUGAGUAUGGACGAAAGAGAAAGGCUGAGGCUGCAGAGAAACUCGCUUCCAGAAAGAAGACUAUAAAGAAAUAA